GUGCCUCUGCGUGACUCGUGACGGGGGUAUGCAAGGCAAGAGUAGUCGAGGAGACCUGUAAGCAUGAGGCUAUCCUGGAAUCAAGCAUGAGUGUUAGGGUGUGGGGUUGACGGAGUAGGAGGAAAAUUUGGGUAAGGGUUUCGCUCCGGCGGUGAGACUGCCAGGUGUGGCAAGGCGUGUCAGCUAGGGGACGGGGCUGGAGCGUGCCAAAGCCCACUCCGCAGCGGUAGUCCCUUUGGCGCUGAUAUUGGCCCUACGGACUACUCUCCCUUAGGAUAUAAUCCAAGGUCAGAGCACUCUUACCUCGCACUGGCCUGGGGAUGCAGACUGCGGCAUGCACCCGCAUGCGUGAACCCCACGCCAGGGCCAUACUGCUGAUCGAGUGGCCAAGUCCCAAACUCCAAAACUGCUAACUGUAAUUCGGCCAUGGAUAUAUAGUAGUGUCCGGCUUGUUCUAGAGGCUCGUUCUAGAGGGACAUCUGAAUGGGCUCGCCGUGAAACAUGGCCGCGCGAGAGUUCGGAGCUGCAAUCUUUAGUCCUGGACUUUCAGAUGUGCUUCUGUACCACCGCAGCGAGCAGGAGGGCUGGGCGUUCCCCUUCGGGUUCACAAAUGAAAGCGAUGUGCACGUUGUUGCGGCCGCUGCGGCCGUGCAGCACCUCAUUGGAGUAGACAUAGGCGAUAAAAUAAGCCGGGGGCACUGGAUCGAGGUCGAGUACCCGGCCACCGGGGCGCUGGUGCGGCUAUACGUGGCCCUGGGAGUCCGUCCUCAAUUGACUGUGCCUAGGCCGCCGGCUGAGGGCGCCAUCGCUCGUUGGUUCCCGCUGCAUGCGAUCCUGCCGCCCGUAAACGCCAUCCUUCGCGGCAGCGGCGGCAGUGCUGCCGGAGCCGGUGGUGGCUCGCGCAAGCGGCACCACCAGCAGGGGCACGCGGGCGGGCCAGCGGCACGGGGCGGCACCGGGCGUGGCGGCGCCGGCAAGCAAGAUGCGGGGGACGAGGACGAGGAGGACGGGGGCGAGGAGGAAGACGAGGAGCACGAGGCCGAGGAGGAGGAGGCGCUGGGCGGCCAGCUGCUUCUGGAGCCCGGGAUUGCGCCCUUCCUCGCCAAGCUGAAGGCGCUACUAGACAAGCACCCCGAAUGGCGAAUGGCGCAAUUGGACCCACACCUGACCCGCCUCAUCCAAGACGCACUCGCACCCCUAGCCACCACCGCCCAGCCGACGCCGGCGCCGCUUUCCAGUCAGCAGAGGUCUGCCCCGGGCGCGGCAGCGCAGGAGGCGCCGGCAGGCGGCAAAGCAGCUGACGCCCAUGCGGCGGCAGCAGCUGCGGUAGCGAGCGGGCCGCAGCAACCUGUGGCAGCAGCAGCAUCGCAAGAGGUGGCGGGGUCAAGGAAUGCGGAAGCGCAGGGUGGUGGGCUGGUGAAGCAGGAGCCGAUAGACGACGAGAGCACGCCAGGGCCGCUACUCGGCGCCCUGGCCCUAGCAGACAGGCCAGAACCCGCGGCAACGGACGGCGACGGAGAAGGGGCAGGCGGUAGGGGCGCACACGCGCGGGAAGCGGGGCACGACGCAGGCAGCGGCGCCGCUGCAGAUGGCGCCGACGGGAAAGCAGGGGUUGCAAGAGUGAGCUCGUCGGCGCCGGAGCUGAGAGAUGCCGGGGUGGGAGCUGGUGCUUCUGCUGGUAGCGACGCCGGCGCAGCGGCGGUGGAGGCCGGCGGUUGGUGCGGGCCGCGGCCUCAGGAGCACCUCGCGGAGUACUGCCGCAUAUUCGAGCUGCCGGAGCCGUGCUACAGCCUGGUGGUGAAGAAGAGCGCGCGGCGGCCGCUGGUGACGGCGUCAUGUAUCCUGCCGCACCUGGGCGUGCAGAUCACACCCGACAUGCACGUGCCGGGCGGCAUGCAGGCGGCGUGCCAGGCCGCGGCGCUGGCGGCCAUGUUGUGGCUGGAGGGCGCGCUGCCGGCCGACGGCGGCGAGAGCGUGCGGGUGGUGCCGGUGGGCUGGCCGCCGCUGCUGUCGGAGGCGCGCGGCGAGUCGUGGGAGGCUAGCCAGCAGGCUCGGCGCGCAGGCGCCCGGAGAGAGCUGGACUCGCAGCGGGAGGCGCUGCUUCGCGAGAUGGACAAAAAGCGGCAGCGGCUGGUGGCGGAGGCGGCGGAGCUGGAGCGACUCAUGGCGGCGCUGCGUGGCGGCGAGGCCGCGGACGGUCUGGGGCUGGGGGUGGGGCUGGGGUUGGCGGAGCCCGACCUGUCCCGCCUCACUGCCUCACUGGGCCUGGGCGGCAGUGGCAGCGGAGCCGGGGGCGGAGGCGGCGGGGAUGCUGGGGGAGGAGGCGGCGGCGCGGGCGGCGGUGCCACGGCGGAUGCGCCCCAGACGGACGCGUGCGCCACGGCGGGUGACGGCGCGGGAGGUGCUGGCGGCCUGGCGGGCUCGGUCACGGUGGGGCUGCGGGCACUCCAGUUCCGCAGCUCGGGCUCCGGAGCGAAUGGGGGUGGCGGCGGCUCCGGAGGCGGCACAGGAGGAGGCUCAAGGGCUCCAGGCACCAAGCGUCCACGCGAAGACGGCGCCGCCGCCACGGGAGGAUCUCAAGGUCCAGGCGAGGCGGCUGGUGGAAUGGUGAAGAAUGUGGUCAUGGAGCUGAAAGAGUUGUGCGACCGGAAGCGGUGGCCGCAGCCGCAGUACAACUACACCUCAGGGCCCGGGGCCGCCGGGGGCAGCAGCGCAGGCGCCACGGCAGUGGUGACGCUGCCGGCUCAAGCGGGGCUGGGCGAGUUCAGCAGCGGGCCGCAGACAAACCGCAAGCGGGCCAAAGAGGCGGCGGCGGCAGCGGCGCUUGCGCAGCUUAGCACGCUUGGGUUGAAGUGAGAUGGACAGUAGCCGUCGGGAUGGAAACGGCUGGAUACCCAGGCACAAGUGCCUUGGUUGGUGCUUGCGCUAGCCCUGCAGCAGGAUUCGUCGUGGCUGUAGCAAGAGAGUCCCGUGAGCCAGGGACGAUUCGGGACAAGGGAUGGCAGCUGUAAGCAGUCGGGAAAUGGGCUGAGCCCACAACAUGAUAACACGAAAUCGUCUGAGCCUCUGAGGGGCUAAUGAAGUGGCCUGCUUCGCGGUGACGUGUAAGAGCCCAAUCUGCAAUAAAGACGCCUUGGCUGACAGAAACCGAGCGGGAUGAUCCCUUCUUCGUG
Messenger RNA from Chlamydomonas reinhardtii, 3173 nucleotides. RefSeq lists its product as uncharacterized. The coding region runs from base 502 to 2856 and encodes 784 amino acids. The record is from RefSeq and is a predicted model, not a curated record. Lineage: Eukaryota; Viridiplantae; Chlorophyta; Chlorophyceae; Chlamydomonadales; Chlamydomonadaceae. The transcript has 9 exons.